Molecule: messenger RNA, 1998 nt
Organism: Necator americanus (New World hookworm)
Lineage: Eukaryota; Metazoa; Nematoda; Chromadorea; Rhabditida; Ancylostomatidae
Exons: 20
Coding region: 1-1998 (665 amino acids)
Source: RefSeq, a predicted model, not a curated record
AUGUCUUUCCUGGAAGAGAAGCCGUUUUUUCGUGUUACAACACGUUCUAUGAAGACUACUUUUCGAUCGAUACUGUGGACAGUUCUCUUGCCUUGUUUCCUCGUGUCACGCGAUAUUAUGGCUGAUACGGGCAAAUCUAAUGCUUGUUUUCCUAAUUUAUCACAAUCGUCUUCCUUGAAGGAUAUGGAUUUAGUAAACUGGUUGGAAAAGAAGUUGAACGAUGCUGGUGUGUGGUCGGGGCGUAUGACUGCGUCAAUGUUGUCUAGAGAAAUGCUCGAGGAGUUGGAGACGUGUUUUCAGGCUAUCGAUGUACAAACAAAGCUCAAAAUAAUAUGUUGCAUUCCUCAUAUGAAUCCACGAAAGAUGAGCAUGGUCCAUUCUGCGCUCACAACACUACUUGAUCUUGCAAGCAAGGAUGCCGAUGACUGGGUUGAAACAAUCGCGGAUAUGUACAGGGACAUCACAUCGACCGGGGUCAUCAUUCCUGUAUCUACUAACAAAGAUUCUCACUUUGCUAAAACAUUGGAAGACCUAACAAAAUGCUUUCAACGACAUCUUGAAGCUGGUAAUUUGAAGCUAACACCUGAAGGACACAAUAUAGGAAGCGCUUCCGUGAACAAGGCAAGUUUCGGUCCUCCACCUGAGUUACAGAAAUGUUUCAUACUCAGAAAAAAACCCAAAUCCUUCAAUCUGUCGAAUGACAUGACAAAACAAUGCGCGAAGCUAGCGGACACGAAUCGAGAGCGGAAUAAUGGUCUAUGGAGUGCAUCCGUCCCCAUAAAAAUACGGUCAACGUUACGAACAGGAAACAACGAUUUACCUAUGAAGGGAAUCCCCACCCAGAACACUUGCAAACUGAACUCCGGAUUCACUUAUGAACCUAAAAAGUUCCAGAGACAGCUUUCAAAGCGUGAAGGAGGAGCGAAAUUAUUGGACAUUUGCGAAUUGCCGCAGUCGCUGAAAAAGCGCCGGCAACAGGAAAUGAUCGAAGAAAGGAAGAGGAAGCAAGAGGAAAAGGAGUUGGCUAAGAAGAAGGCUCUGGAGGAUAAAAAAGAGCGAGAAGAAGCUAAAAAAGCUGCACAGCAGAAACUUCAAGACAGUUCGAGAAAGCCGGUUGAAAAGAAGCCUCGCAUGGAAAUUGUUCGCAAUCCUUCUAUCAGCGAAGAAAGUGACCAGGUCAACAGCCCCACUACAUCAAUGAUGCCAGAAUAUCCAUCAUCAGAACCGUCUGUUUCUUCUAACAGUAACUAUCCUGAAAAGGUUGAAAGACAGCAAGCUAUGGUGGAACCUCAGCAAGAAAUGCGACACCAACAUGACAACUUCGUCAAUAGAGAGCCUAUAGAUCGUGCCCCACAUCCACGUGUUAUGCAAAAUAACCCUACCUCUCAUCAGCAGCAGUAUAUCGCACACCCUGCUCAGCACGCAUCUCUGGUUCAUCGAAAUCCUCCCCCUGGUUACGGUGCCAACCAAGUCUGGGUUAGCACACCUGUUCGUGAUCUGCGGACACCUGCUCAGCGAGCUCGUGAGGCAGCAAUCAUGAACCAAUGCAACGAAAUGCUUCGUAAUGCAAAUUCUCUUGAUCAGAAUGGACGGCAGUUGGUGGUAGCUUUUAUGACAGGGAAUAAGUGUAAUCCACGACCGGAGCUCGGCCACAUAAUCACGAUGAAGCUUUCCGAAACAAUCGAGGAUGGGUUGGCAGACAAUCAAAUGUGCAAAAUGAAGGUCGAGACAUUCUUCCAGAUGGAUUAUCAGAGUGGUGAAUGGAAACGACUACGUAAAUGUCGAUUACUUCAACCACAUGAGCUUAAUAGUGCUCCUGAACAAUACAUGUUUGCUCCUCCAGAGGACUACCAUUCACAAGUCAGCGUCAGGAGAAGCAUAAAUUUGUGCCCUCAGCCGCAACAGAACCAGAAGAACGACUGGAUAUCAAGGGACUCUGUAGAGGCGAAGCGAAUAGGUCCUCCAAAAUAUCAGGAAUGGGAAACGUGUCGCUGUUGA